Messenger RNA from Salpingoeca rosetta, 1281 nucleotides. Its product is annotated as nephropathic cystinosis. Gene Ontology annotation, cellular component: vacuolar membrane. The transcript is spliced from 10 exons. NCBI's taxonomy places the organism in Eukaryota, Choanoflagellata, Craspedida, Salpingoecidae. The coding region runs from base 21 to 1262 and encodes 413 amino acids. Gene Ontology annotation, biological process: L-cystine transport. Gene Ontology annotation, molecular function: L-cystine transmembrane transporter activity. The record is from RefSeq and is a predicted model, not a curated record.
UUUUCGGCGGAUGACGGACGAUGAUGAUGAUGGGCUCGAGGAUGUUGCGGGUUCUUGUCGUUGUUGGGGUGCUGCUGGUGUGCAGGACGGUGGUGGCGAGCGGAGCGCGAGCGACAUCGCUUGAUGAUGAUAGGGAUGGGGCGACCGCCCUUGAACCCUCAAGUAACAGGCAACAUGAUGGCUACUCAACGGCCGUGGCCAUGAGUCCCCUGGCCUUUGGUGCGCUCGAUACCGUGCAAACAGGACACACGAGGCACUUCUCCGUAUCUGCAAGUGUUGUGCCACAGGAGCCGGUACUUAUCAUGUUUGGCGUCAAAUCCUCGUCGAUAUUUACCUUGUCGCCAACGAACGUGACGCUGACCAACGAGACGCAGAGCGCUUUGGUGGCAAUCACGGGCCACCAUCGAGGCCAGAGCGACGUGGCUGUCACUGUCAUGUCUGUGGACCCACGCUUUGACAAUAUCACUGUGCCGAAGCUCUCGGGCCGGGUGGUUGCAUCCAGAGCACUCCUCACCAUCAACAAGGUGAUUGGGUGGGUGUACUUUGUUGCGUGGAGCGUAUCGUUCUACCCACAGGUCAUCGAGAACUACCGGCGCAAAUCAGUUGUUGGUCUCAACUUUGACUUUCUCGGCCUGAAUCUCACAGGAUUCCUUGGCUACAUGUUCUUCAACCUUGGCCUCUUCUACGUGCAAAGCAUCAAGGACCAAUAUGAACACAAGCAUCCAGGGUCAACCAACCCGGUGCAGCCGAACGAUGUGUUCUUCUCCAUCCACGCCGUUGUUCUCACCAUCGUCACCAUCGCGCAGUGCUUCGUCUAUGAGCGAGGCGGCCAGCGUGUGUCCAAGAUCUGCAUUGUUCUGCUGACGGGUGCGUGGCUGUUUGCCAUCAUCUCCGUUGGUCUUGCUGCUGGCGGCAUCAUUUCUUGGCUUCAGUUCCUCAACUUCUUCUCCUACAUCAAGCUUGGUGUCACCCUCAUCAAGUACAUUCCACAGGCAUACAUGAACUAUCGGCGCAAGAGCACGGAGGGGUGGUCGAUUGGCAACGUGCUGCUGGACUUCACUGGCGGGAGCUUCUCCAUCUUGCAAAUGUUCCUGCAAUCCUGGAACAAUAACGACUGGUCUGUUUUCUUCGGCGACCCCACAAAGUUUGGUCUUGGCCUCUUCUCUGUACUCUUUGACAUUCUGUUCAUGCUGCAGCACUACGUCUUCUACAGGAGCUCAUCCGGUCACUCUGUUCAAUACUACAGCAUCCUCGAGCAAUAAACAUGCAGCACCACACGCA